ACUGCUUAACUCAAGGGGAAUUAGUCAACCUCGAUUAACCAAAGAUACAUUAUAACAUGAACGUUUCACGUGGCGACUUUGAUAUUUUAGCUUCUGCUUAAAAAUGUUUCAUUGUGGAGGAAAAGAUUGGUUACGUGACCGGAUAAGUUGCUGACGGUUGGCGUUGUUAUUCUGUGGCUCGCACAGAGGCAGCAGUUUUUCUCACGCACCUGAGUCUUGAGGACUGUUUAAAAAAAGUUUGGAAUGCAGGUGGGAUGGUGCUGAUGCUGCCGCGAGAAACAUGUGUUCGGAAGUCGGAGAAGAUGACAGCUGCAUGAUGCGGUCGCGGUUAACGACAUCAGAAAGGACAUAACUACCUAAAAGGAUGCAAUUUUCAGAAAUUUGCUGUCUUUAAAACCAUCAAUCUCACUGUUUACCUGGUGGUAAAACCCGCAACGCAAAGUGAUGGCGUCUGAGAUGAUCUGCGGGCUGAUCUUCAGAUUGCUUCUUCCGAUAUGUUUAGCAACAGCGUGUCUGUUCAGGUACAAUGGGCUGUCAUUUGUCUACCUCAUCUACCUCCUCCUCAUCCCUCUUUUUGCCGAGCCAACCAGCACAACCAUGCAGGGCCACACGGGGCACCUCCUAUUGUCCCUGUGCAUCACCAGUUUCAGCUUCCUGCUCUUUCACAUCAUCUACCAGAUUACCAUCAACAGUAUCCUGGCCUGGAACAACAUCAAGCCGGACUUUAACUGUACUCUGUGGGAGAAAUCCAUAAGACAGAUUGGCUUUGAAAGUGUGAUUGGUGCUGAUGCGGGAAAUGGCAUCCGUGUCUUCCUCCCGGACGUCGGGAUGUUUCUGGCUGGUCUGGGCUGUUGGCUGGUGUGUCGCAGUCUGGUUCAGAAAAGACCCCCGGAGGACAUGGCUCAGGACAAUACUGACUUUGAACCUGAGGAAGAGGAAGAGGAGGAGGAGAAGCUGAGCCUUGACGACAACAUCCUGCUGGACGAAGACUUCGAAGCAGGUUAUGAGGCUGGAGAAGAGGAAGAGGACGAGGAGAUGGAGGAGGAGGAGGAGGAGGAAGGGGAGAUGGAGGUGGAGGAGAGCACAAAGAUGAAGAUUCUGCGUCGUGUUGCAGGCGUGGCGUCCAGAGUGAAGGAGAUCAUUGGGAAUCUGAUCACCACGGCAGGGAAAGUUGUGGUCACCAUACUGCUAGGCCUGACAGGUAUCAUGCUGCCCUCCCUGACGUCGGCUGUCUACUUCUUCGUGUUCCUCUUCCUGUGCACGUGGUGGUCGUUCUGCCGGACCUUCGACACGCUCAUCUUCAGCUGCAUGUGUGUCCUCAUGGCCAUCUUCAGCGCUGGACACCUGGUCGUCCUCUACCUCUACCAGUUCCAGUUCUUCCAGGAGGUCAUCCCUCCCGAAGACCACUACAUCAGCCUCUUUGGCAUCUCGUCAAUCAUUCAGACGAACUGUUCGUCCACCUGGAGGCUGAUUGUUAACCCUACGAUGGCCUGGCAUCACUUCGUCAACCCCAUCAUGCUACUACUGUUAUACUACACCCUGGCCACGCUCAUCCGCUUGUGGCUCCAGGAGCCUGUUGAGGAGGACGAGAAAGAGGAGCAAGAGGAGGUUAUGGGGAAUGGCACCAGUAAAUCUGCUGACAAAAAGCGCCAACUGUGGUGGAAGGCUCACCAACACACUGAGGAGAGAAACCUGCUCUCUACUCUGGACGGCUACAGCACUUCUGAGGGCUUAGCAGUCAAGUCCAAUGGGACAUCUUUUGACCUAAUCUCCCCCCUGAAUGUGGAGAAUGGACCUGUCUGCCUUGACCUGUAUUCCACCCCCCAGUACAAAAUGGAUCAAACCAACAGCAUAGCAGGCCAGAGGGUUGGAGGGGGUUAUGACAUCAGUCCCACGCUGGAAGGAGAACUGGCUGGGAUAAAGGGAACGGUGGAGGAGAAGGGAGAGGAGGAAGAGCAGGAGGAGGAGGAGCAGGAGGAGGAGGAGCAGGAGGAGGGCAGAGUGAACGCGGCUGUGACGGUGUUCAGGUUCAUUAUGAAGCAGAGCUACAUCUGUGCUCUUAUAGCCAUGAUGGCCUGGAGCAUCACAUAUGUUAGCUGGCUGACGUUUGUGUUCCUGAUGUGGUCAUGUAUGCUGUGGAUGGUGAGGGACCGGCGUCGCUACACCAUGCUGACCUCGCCCUUCAUGGUUCUGUACGGGAACCUGCUCCUGGUUCUGCAGUACAUCUGGAGCUUUGAGCUGAUGCAACCGGUUCCAGGACUCUUCAUUAAGAAGACGGUGCUCUUCAGGGAACUGGGAUCCAAGGUCCUGUGUCUGUUUUCCUUUUGGCUGCUGCUGAGACAGACUCUGAUGGAGAGACAGGAGAAGCAGAGAGAGGAGGCUGCUGUCCUCACUGAUGUCCACGUGGACCUCCAGCCCCAGAGGAAGGAGGAAGAGGAGGAAGAGGAAGGAGAGCAGGACAUCAUGCAGGUCUUGGGGAACAUGGUGAUGGACAUUCUAGUGAAAUACUGGAUCUACAUCUGCGGCAUGAUGUUCUUCUUGGUGAGCUUCGAGGGACGCAUGGUCAUGUACAAGAUCAUCUACAUGAUGCUGUUCCUGUUCUGUGUGGCGCUCUAUCAGGUGCACUAUGAGUACUGGAGAAGGAUCCUGAAGUACUUCUGGAUGUCUGUGGUGGUCUAUACCAUGAUGGUCCUUAUCCUGGUCUACACCUUCCAGUUUGACACAUCUCUGCCCUUCUGGUCCAAACUAACCGGCAUGAGCAAGGAGAAACUGAAAGACUUGGGCUUGGAGCAGUUCUCCGUCUCUGUGCUCUUCACACGCAUCUUCAUCCCGACCUCGUUCCUCCUGGUGUGUAUUCUCCACCUGCACUACUUCCAUGACCGCUUCCUCCAGCUCACCGACCUGAAGGCGGUGGCCCAGAAACAGGACAGCACCAUAUACAGUCAUGCUAAAGUCAAUGGGCGUGUGUACGUGAUCAUGAAUAGCGUCAAGCAAAGCAUUUCUUCUCCGCAGACCAAACUGGUUCAUCAGGACGGGAGCCUGGCAGACAUCACCAUGCUCAGCAUGUCAUCUGGAGAAGGAGCCAUACGGAUGGAGAAGGAGGAAACCCUGGUUGUAGUGACGGAGGAGAAGGAUGUAGGGAUGAAGCAGAAAGGAGCACUCCGUCACACCAUUGACCUCCGUCAGUCUUUUGCAAAGUCCUUUGAGUCCAGGUCCAGUGCAGGGCAGGGGGCCAGUGUGGGGAUGGAGACCUCCACAGAGAACACCAGCUCAGAUCUAAAGAACAAGUGGCACCUUGUGGUGGACCGUCUUACUGUUCUGCUCCUCAAGUUCCUGGAAUAUUUCCACAAGCUGCAGAUCUUCAUCUGGUGGCUCCUGGAAAUCCACGUCAUCAAGAUUGUGUCCUCAUACAUUAUUCUGGUAUCAGUGAAAGAGGUGACCUUGUUUAACUACGUGUUCCUGGCCUGCUGGGCCUUCGCCCUUCCCUUCCGCCGCUUCAGACCUGUGGCCUCCAGCAUCUGCACUGUCUGGACCUGUGUGGUCAUCGUCUGUAAAAUGCUCUACCAGCUGGAGUCCAUAAACCCUCCCCAAAAGAACUGUUCCAUGGAAGUGAAUUACAGCGAAAAACAGAAGCAAGGGGAGUUGAAGAACUCGCUGUUUAUAAAGCAACGAAUUAACCCGUCCAAUUGGGUCGGCCUGGAAAAGUUUAACCCCCUGCUGGACUAUCUCACGUACAACUUCCUGAUGCUGGCCCUCCUGGCGUUUGAGGUGACCAUCUACCGUCACCAGGAGUUUUAUCGUCUGAGGAACAAGCUGACAGCGCCCGCUGCACGCAUCAUCUUCCAUGACAUAACACGGCAACACCUCGACCAUGGCAUCCUCAAAUGUGCCAAGUACUUCAUCAACUACUUCUUCUACAAGUUUGGCCUGGAGACAUGCUUCCUGUUAGCGGUGAAUGUGAUUGGCCAGCGUAUGGACUUCUACGCCAUGCUGCACGCCUUUGCUCUGAUCACGGUUAUGUACAGGCGCAGGAGAAAGGCCAUCGCUGAGAUCUGGUCUAAGUACUGCUGCUUCCUGGCCUGCCUGCUGACCUGGCAGUACUUCAUCUGCAUUGGAAUACCGCCAGCCGCCUGCAGAGAAUACCCGUGGAGGUUUCCUAACUGGACGAUGGAAUCCAAUGUCAUCAAGUGGCUGUAUAUCCCAGAUUUCCACAUGAAACCCAACCCCAUGUUCCUCAUCUAUGACUUCAUGCUCCUGCUCUGCGCCUCUAUGCAGAGAAGUAUUUUUGACGAGGAAAACGAGGCAGCUGUUCGUCUUAUGGCUGGGGACAACGUGGAGAUCUGUAGAGACCUGGACGCGUCUUCCUUCAGCAUUCACAACCCUGUUCCUGAUUUCAUACACUGCAGGUCUUAUCUGGACAUGCUGAAGGUGAUCGUGUUCAGCUACCUGUUCUGGUUCGUGCUCACCAUCAUCUUCAUCACCGGUACCACACGGAUCAGCAUCUUCUGUCUGGGCUAUCUGGUAGGCUGUUUCUACUUCCUGCUGUUUGGCGGGCAGCUCCUGCUGAAGCCAACCAAGACGAUUCUCCACUACUGGGACUUCCUGAUUGCCUAUAAUGUGUUUGUGAUCACCAUGAAAAACAUCCUGUCUAUCCUGGCCUGUGGUUACAUCAGGAUUCUGAUGAAGGACAGUUGCUGGCUGAUUCAGCUGCUAAGUCUGGCCUGCACCAUCAAAGAAUAUGACGUCCCCACUGGCUUAUCACGAGAGGACGAUAAGGCGUGUGACCUCCCCAGCGAUGAGGCAGGGAUUAUUUGGGACAGCAUCUGUUUUGCCUUCCUCCUCCUACAGAGACGCGUCUUCAUGAGCUACUACUUCCUCCAUGUUGUGGCGGACAUUAGAGCCUCAGAGAUACUGGCAUCUAGAGGAGCUGAAUUGUUCCAGGCUACUAUAGUGAAGGCAGUGAAAGCCAGACUGGAGGAAGAGCGCAAAUCUAUGGAGCAGCUCAAAAGACAGAUGGACCGUAUCAAGCAGCGCCAGGAGAAGUUCAAGAGAGGGAAGGAGAAGAUGCUGAGUCUCGUUCAGGAAUCAAUAGAUGGACAGAAACCCAUACAGCUACAGGAGCAGGAGGAUGAUGAUGAUGGGGCAGAGCGACAAAGCCAGAAAGAGAAAUCCAAGACUAAAAAAAAGCAGUGGUGGCGGCCUUGGGUUGACCACGCCUCCAUGGUGAGAAGCGGAGAUUAUUACCUUUUUGAAACUGAUAGUGAGGAAGAAGAGGAAGAGGAUGUGAAAAGUGAAGACCAAGAGCCGCCCAAGAAGUCAGCAUUUCAGAGAGCUGUUGGAAAGUUUCUGUCUGCCCUCAUAGCUCUUCCUCGAUCUAUCUUUAAGCUGCCCAAAACCAUCCUCCAGUAUAUACUCAGGGCAGCCAAGUUUCUUUACCACGCCUGGAUAACAGAUUCCAAAACAGCCAUGAAGGAGCGAAGCAAAGAGAAGCGGAAGUUCUGGAAGCGGUACACCAAGAGAGGCAAACAUAAGAAGGACCAGAAGGAAGGUCAUGUGACUGUAGAGUUAGGAGAGGCAGAGGAGGAGCAAGAAGAAAAGAAGGCCAAUGGACCAGACAACAUCCUGAAGCGCGUGUUCAACAUCAUCAAGUUCACCUGGGUGUUGUUCCAGACCACGGUGGAAAGCUUCACCAAGUGGAUGAACAACAUGUGUCGAGAACACAUCGACAUAUCCACUGUGCUGCGCAUUGAGAGAUGCAUGCUGACACGGGAGGUCAAAAAGGGUAACGUGCCUUCCAGGGAGAGUAUCCACAUAUACUACCAGAAGCAGAUGCGCAUGGCCACGUCUUGUGGCUCCAGCUUGGACCGGCUGAGUGAUGAUGACAGUGUGUCGGGCGGGUCUCACCGUGUCCGUAGAAGAAGAGAGGGCUACCGAAUGGAGAGCCAGGACUCGAUGGCAUCUAUGGCGUCCAGGGAUAGCAUAUCCAGUGCCUACACCGAAGCCACCAUGUUGUUCUCCCGCCAAGGCACACUGGACGAUCUGGAUGGAAUGCCAUCUGACAUUCCUAUUCCCAAAACCAGUGAACGCCCCAGGCCCAAACUUCGUAAGAUCUACGGCCUGGAGGCCUCCAAGUCAUCUGACAGCAGCAGCAGUCAAGUGUCCAGUGAGGCGACCCAGUGCAUCACGCUCUACUCCCGGCAGGGCACCAAUGACACCAUCGAGGAGGUGGAGGACGAACAGGACCAGGGGGAGGACAGGCAGCGAGGCCCCCGGGAACCCUUCCCUCCGGAGGGGCCAGAGGGUGCAGACGGUGGCCCCUGGAGUGGAGGCUAUUGUGGACCUGGAGGUGGGGACACCACAGAGGAGGAGGAGAGGAAUCAGGGACACGAUCCGUGGGGUUCUUCAGGCCCGGGAGAAGGCCCCUCCAUCAGGUUAGAGGAGGUUCCGACCUCGACCUUCCUGGCCCUGCGCGCAGAGUCUCGGUCAGGGUCUCAGGACUUCACCACGGAGAGUGACGACGGGGGCGCCCAGAACAGGCAGGAAUAUUUCAACAAAGAGGAUCCAGAUCGGGCGGGGCAGCUGUACACUCCUGACACAGAUGCCCCCAACACCUCGGACGCUGAACUGCCCCCUACCUACAGCAAGGCGGUGAGCUUCGACAGGCUGGAGAUGAGUGACGAUGAGAGUGACAAGUACGAUAAGAGGAUGAUGGUAAUGACCCCGGACACCAGCCGGUCAGACUAUCAGGAUGAUCCUCGGCUUCCCUCGCUGACCACUGAGCUGACCGCCAGCGAACUGCUGCUCAACAAGAUGUUCUAUGAUGAGGAGCUGGAGCGGUCCGAUAAGUUCUACAACAGCCAGCCCCUGGCUCUGCAGCUGCUCUAUGCCCUGUACAACAUGCUGGUGGCCCACUCUGAGAUGGUCUGCUACCUGGUCAUCAUCCUCAACAACAUGCUGUCCGCCUCCUGUGUAACUCUGAUUCUGCCCAUACUCAUCUUCCUCUGGGCCAUGCUGUCGGUACCUAGGCCCAGUAAGAGGUUCUGGAUGUGUGCUAUUGUUUACACAGAGGUCACCAUCAUCAUCAAGUACUUCUUCCAGUUCAGCUUCUUUCCCUUUAACCAGAACCUGGAGGUGUCAAAGACUAGGCCCUACCACCCUCCAAACAUUAUCGGGGUGGAGAAGAAAGAUGGAUACGUCGUCUAUGACCUCAUACAACUUCUAGCACUUUUCUUCCACAGGUCCAUCCUAAAGUGUCACGGCCUCUGGGACGAAGAUGACCUUCAUGACAACAAGAAAGAGAUCCUCAAACGGGACACUCGGUCAGAGGACGAGGAAAGAAAGGAGAAAUCGAGGGAGGCCACACCUGUUCCAUUGACGCCUCAUGACAGAAAUGGGUCCACGCAGACCCUCAGGUCCAUAAACCUGGGUGUGGGCGCCUCGGGGGAACUCCCCCAACAGCAGCACCAGCAGACCAGCCAGAGGAGGAAGAGCUCCAGUGGGGGUUCUCAUAUCUCCCACCGCUCAGCCCACUCUGUCCGCUCCAAGAGAGGCAGCACCAACUCGAAGAGCAGCAGCCGCAGGGACGGGAGUGAGGCCUCGGUGCAGCUUAAGACCAAGAAACAGCUGGUCAUGGAGAAACUCACUGAACAGAUGAUCAGAGCCAAGAACUUCACCAUCAAGAGGACCAUGAAUUUGUGCCUCCCCAUUCGUCAGUUCUUCUACAACCUUGUCCACCCAGAGUUCAGCGCUGUGACAGACGUAUAUGUGCUCAUGUUCCUGGCUGAUACCGUUGACUUCGUCAUCAUUGUCUUCGGGUUCUCAGCCUUUGGGAAACAUUCAGCAGGAGCAGACAUCACGUCGUCGCUGUCGGAGGACCAGGUUCCUGGAGCCUUCCUGGUGAUGGUUCUGAUCCAGUUUGGCACCAUGGUGGUGGACCGGGCUCUGUACCUGAAGAAGACUGUCUUGGGGAAGGUCAUAUUCCAGGUCAUCCUGGUGUUCGGGAUUCAUAUCUGGAUGUUCUUCAUCCUCCCAGGUCUCUCUGAGAGGCGAUUCAAUGAGAACACAGUAGCCAAGCUCUGGUAUUUUGUCAAGUGCAUCUACUUUGGGCUGUCAGCCUAUCAGAUCCGCUGUGGCUACCCCACCAGAGUCCUGGGUAACUUUCUCACCAAGAGCUACAACUACCUCAACCUCUUCCUGUUUCAAGGGUUCCGUCUCAUCCCGUUCCUGACUGAGCUCCGGGCGGUGAUGGACUGGGUUUGGACUGACACCUCGCUGUCUCUAUCGUCCUGGAUCUGCGUGGAAGACAUCUACGCUCACAUAUUCGUCCUGAAGUGCUGGAGGGAGUCAGAGAGGCGCUACCCUCAGCCCCGAGGCCAGGCCAAGAAGCCGGUGGUGAAGUACGGGAUGGGCGGGAUGAUUGUCAUGCUGCUCAUCUGCAUCAUUUGGUUCCCACUGCUCUUCAUGUCCCUGGUCAAGUCUGUGGUGGGCGUGGUCAACAAGCCCCUGGACGUCUCCUUCUCCAUCACCCUGGCCGGGUUCCAGCCCAUCUUUACCAUGAGUGCUCAGCAGAACCAUCUCAGGAACGUGUCCCAUUCGGAUUUCUACAAGACCUUCAAAAAUUCCUACCAAUACUACCCAGAAGCCUUGCAGUGGCUGGAGUCAUACGUGCCAGAAGACCUGACGAUUGCCGAGCUGGAGGGUAGCUCCAACAGCUUGUGGACCAUUAGUCCUCCCAGUAGAGAAAAUAUCAUAAAGAUGCUGGAGUCCAAAGAUCUGUUCCCCAUCACUGUAUCCUGGUCCAUACAGAGAAACCUCACUCUGGGGGCCAAGACAGAGUUUGCAACUGGGAAAAAGGUAACUUCUCUGGAUGAUAAAACCAAGCAGGAGCUGAUCCAACUUCUGAAUAGGAACAGGAGUGAAGCUGUGGUGAUAAAACAUUUGUUCCCUCGAUAUCUCCGUGCCCCAAGUGACUCUGAGGCCAAACCUGUUGACCAGCUGUAUAAAGACUCCAAACUCAUGAACAUCACGCUUAUGUUGAAGCGUUCUGAUAACGUCACAGGGGAGUCCCAGGAGUGGUGGAUAGUGAACCAGACAGCUCCAGGACAGAUCAAUGUCCGGAGCCCCGAAAAGCACAAUGAAGCUGGGCUGGAUCUCUACGUGUUCAGUGACCAGGUCAGCCCUCCAAGUUUGGGCUUCCUGGCUGGUUACGGGAUCAUGGGUCUGUAUGCCUCGGUGGUGCUCGUCAUCGGCAAGUUUGUCCGCGAGUUCUUCAGCGGCAUCUCCCACACCAUUAUGUUCGAGGAGCUGCCCAACGUGGACCGCAUCCUGAAGCUGUGUACCGACAUCUUUCUGGUCCGAGAGACUGGCGAGCUGGACCUGGAGGAAGACAUGUACGCCAAACUUAUCUUCCUCUAUCGCUCGCCAGAGACUAUGAUCAAAUGGACCAGGGAGAAAACUCAGUGAGCUGGCAACAGUGAGACGUUUAGCAGUGUUUCUCCCCUUCAGAUGACCCCUGGAUUCUUGACUGGCUGUGGUUCCUGGGAUGUCUGUAAAACUGACUGACCUGUCAGGCUAAGACACUUUCCUGACACUUCUUUAAUCAGUUUUAUAAGUGUUAGCCAUUUUCAUGCAGGCUGUCUUUCAAAGAGUAAGAGCAGAGAUUGAUGGUUGCUAUUGCAAAAAAUAUAUAUACAAAGACUAAGAAACAUCCAUACAACCCUAAAACACACAUAUUGGGGACAACAACCUGACAGACUGAGGUCAGGAAACCAAGACAGCUCAGACAAGGGAGGUUCUCCAGUCACUUGCAACCGUUUUGCUUCUUUCCCUUUGAACGCAUUGACCGAUUGGACACUACAAGGGUGCUCCGUUGUCUGGACCGGAGGAUGAGUGGCUGCUGUGAAGGCCAAGGCUGCAGGAAGCCAAAUAAAUACAGAAUACAAGCUAGCCUCUCCACAGAGGCUGGGGGAGAGUUUGAACAGUAUCCAAAGAGCUUCCGGUGCCCUGGCCACUGUUGACCAACGACCUGAGUGUAAAGGGACGUCCUGCCUCUCCUGACAUGGGUUGGGGUUUUAAAAAGGGCUCCCCACCAAUUGAUGAGAACCAUGAUGAUGAAUUGGACACAAGACUCACCCAUUCAAAUAUUUUCAACCUUUUUCCUGAUUUAAGCUCCUGGAUCGUGGGGUUGUGCAAUAUUAUGGAGCUCUUCAUCAUAUCCCCCGAGGUGGCCAUUUUGAACAAUGUUAUUGUAGUUAUGUAGGAGGCAGCUCAUGACCAAGAUGGCCGACUGUCCCAUCUGGUUAAUCUCUGAGGCUAGGCAGAGAGCUGCUUCUAAAGGCGCUAAAGCUAAAUGCAUUAUUCGACAAUCUGUACAUGCCUUAUGUUGUCUGUUUAUACGGCAAGCCUGUUGGGAUUCAAAAUUCCAGUAACCUUCCCAAAUUCCUAGAUUUCCCAGAAAUUCUAGUUGGAAGAUUCCCUAAAUCAGGGUAUAAAUAGAAAAUUCUCCAAAUGGAAUAUCUGGAAAUCCUUGACAUUUUGCGAAAGUAACCAGAAUUUUCCAAACCGAAGCUUGUGUUAAUUAUCAGAUAUGAUCUCUCUCAGGAAAAGAAAGACAUUAGUUGUGGUUUCACAAUGAAGUGGUUCACAUUUAAUAAUUUUAACAUUCAGAGUGCAGAACCGUUCAUAUGUUAUGGUAUCUACUUAGAUUAGAUUAUCUACAGUAUUAAAAGACGGUCAUAUAAGACAAAGCAUUAAAAAGCAUGUUAAUGGUAAAAGUUUUGUGGAUACUGUGCCGGGAUAAUGGCUGUUAACUUGACAUCUAUGUUGUGCUAACCGUAAAUGGCCAUGGGAGGAAAAACAUCUGCACCAGGUAAUUGACAAGAUAAACCCAGGGGCUGGCUAUUGCUAUGACCUGUAAAUAGAUAAGACGUUGGACAUCGAAGUAAAGGUUCAAGGUGUAGAUUCUGUACUAACUGUAAUAAGCACAGUUACUUCGACUGUUCUACUAUUCUACUAAAGGUUCUCCUCUCAUAGAGUACCCACACCCAAAACACAUCUGUACAUAUGUCAAGCAGCUUCCAGCGCUGUUUAUCUGAAAAAAGACAGUGUUUUGCUCAGGCAAGCUGACUUUUCAUUUCCUACGGCAGGAGCAGGCUUCCCUGGUGCUAUAGGCAGCCACAAACACUUAAUGUUUUUUCGUCUAACAAACCUGCAAAACAGGUGUGUUGAAUUGAGGCAAUAACUGUGAUGUCUUGUUUCUUGUAGUACCUGGGCUCCCCAGGAGCAGUGUUGCUUCUCCCGGUUCUCCGUAUCCACAUUGUGCUGCAAAAGGUGCUUGAACGUUGCAAAUAGAAAUUGCAUGAAUAUGGCAGACGUAAUUCCUAAUGUUAUACGUUGGAAAGGAAUAUUUGUUCUACAUAGCAUAUUUCUAUCUGAACGUUCUGACACUGAGUACAGCCCAAUUAGGCGGCCAGAGCACAGGCUGGAGGACGUUUCGAAUGUUUAAUCAGGUUGCCUUGAAGCUACUGGGCUGGACCAGAGCAUUGUAGACACAGUUUAGACCUGGCACUAACGUGUUUUUUGUCCUGACCUUGUCCACAUUCUGGUUGUGUACACAAUGUAGACAGUGUAGCCGAUUGAAGUACACACUGUGAUGGGAUUGUUAUCAGUGUGAACAGACAAGAUCAGGGCAUGCUAACAGCAGGUGUGAACAGACAAGAUCAGGGCAUGCUAACAGCAGGUGUGAACAGACAAGAUCAGGGUAUGCUAACAGCAGGUGUGAACAGACAAGAUCAGGGCAUGCUAACAGCAGGUGUGAACAGACAAGAUCAGGGCAUGCUAACAGCAGGUGUGAACAGACAAGAUCAGGGCAUGCUAACAGCAGGUGUGAACAGACAAGAUCAGGGCAUGCUAACAGCAGGUUUGAACAGGACUCUGGAAACGUGUUGACUUCCUCCAUUUUGUGUUUUUAACUUGAGAAAUUAUGUAAAUGUAAACUUCUUCCAAUUCCACCUCCUGACUUCAACUCAGCCAAGCAUCACUUCAGUUCCAUCAAGAUAUGAUGAGGAGUGAAGGCAGAUGGAGAAAACAGACCAUUCAUAUAAAACACAAACACUGUUUGUCCCUUUGGUCCGAGCUAUGCAUUAGAGGACAUUGUAGCAUGAAAGAAAAGAAAAAAUACUUAUUGUCAUGGGUAAUUUUGAUUACAAACAUAGCAGUUUUAAGGUAGGGUGGGAGUUGGGGGGUGAAAAGAAAACAUGUUGGCUGUAUGUUUAAAGUACCUUUAAAAGAUCGGUAUGUAAAGUUCCCUUUAAAGGACUAGAAUGUUUGAAGGACCUUUAAAGGACUAGUAUGUUUAAAGAUUUAAAUGUGGAACGAUUAUGGAAAUGUGUGGUUACCGUGAUCCAUUAUGGAAAUGUAUGGUUACCGUGGUCCAUUAUGGAAACCUGGUAUUGUUAUGGUCCUGUGGUUGCCAAAAUAAAACAAGAAAGGUCAA
Molecule: messenger RNA, 12493 nt
Organism: Esox lucius (northern pike)
Lineage: Eukaryota; Metazoa; Chordata; Actinopteri; Esociformes; Esocidae
Product: piezo-type mechanosensitive ion channel component 2
Exons: 58
Coding region: 445-9462 (3005 amino acids)
Source: RefSeq, a predicted model, not a curated record